UGAAGUGUAAGGUGGAUGCAGAGUAGGAGGCGUAUUUUAGCUCGCGCAUACGCAAAGGGCACCGCGUCGUGCAACAGCGCUGCUUCGCGAAAAUACUGGGUCCGCAAGAAACAAACGUGUGAUACCGUCUAACGGGGCGCACCAUUGUGUGACAUACCUUCAAACCGACGUCGGAUCGCUUCCCACUGCAUCCUUAGGAGCAGAUUCUCCACAUUUUUUGUUUUUCCCCCCCCUUUUUUACUUUCAGAGCACACUAAUAUAUCAAGAGCGCCUUUUCAUUCACAAGUAUACGCAAAACAGACCGGUCCUCCAUUUGCUCCGCUUUCAUUUAAGGAACAAUGGGGAAACAGAACAGCAAGCUGACCCCUGAAGUGAUGGAGGACCUGGUGAAGAAUACAGAGUUCAAUGAGCAUGAACUCAAGCAGUGGUACAAGGGCUUCUUGAAGGACUGCCCCAGCGGCCGCCUCAACCUGGACGAAUUUCAGCAGCUGUAUGUCAAGUUUUUCCCAUAUGGAGACGCGUCCAAGUUUGCCCAGCACGCUUUUAGGACCUUCGACAAAAACGGAGACGGCACCAUUGACUUCCGGGAGUUCAUCUGUGCCCUGUCCAUCACGUCCCGAGGCAGCUUUGAGCAGAAGCUCAACUGGGCCUUUAACAUGUAUGACCUAGACGGCGAUGGCAAAAUCACACGGGUGGAGAUGCUGGAGAUCAUAGAGGCGAUUUAUAAGAUGGUGGGCACUGUAAUCAUGAUGAAGAUGAAUGAAGACGGCUUAACUCCUGAGCAGCGUGUGGACAAGAUUUUCAGCAAGAUGGAUAAGAACAACGAUGACCAGAUCUCACUAGACGAGUUCAAAGAGGCAGCAAAGAGUGACCCGUCCAUCGUACUACUCCUGCAGUGUGACCUCCAGAAAUGAAGGGGGCACUCAAGCGGCCAUGGACUGCACAGAAGUUUAAUGUUCCAUCCAGUUUGCAGCUAUUUCCACUGAAAAAUAUUGCUUGGACUAUCUUUCAAUGGAUCUGCUUUUUGUGUUUGAAACACUUGUGUGCAUGAGAAUGUCAUUUACUGAAGAAUUUACACAUAAACACACACAGAUGUGCAGACACAAACUUGCCUAAAAUAUUUACAUGCAUCAAAUUUCUAAAAUAUAUAUAUAUAUGUAAUAUUUAUAAAAUGAUAAAAAAAAUGCCAAAAUGUGAAGUGUAUAAUGUAAUUCUCAUCCAUUUCCCUUCCUCUGGAGCUUCUGCGCAUCUUCGAUGUGCUACGUUAAAUUAUGCUAUUAAUUGUUCAUAUUUAUUGACGCUAGCUGUGUGUUUCAUAUACUAAGCAAUGUUAACCAAAUCAAGUUUCCAUGGUAAUGUAACUGUUUCUAAUCAACCACGUAUCCGUUUUCCUACCAAUUAGAUGCGGACGUACGGGGGCGUGAUUCCCGAUUCACCUGAGUGCUCCCUUCAAAACGUGCUUGUGCUGUCGGUGAAUAUAAAUGUGGUUAAUUUGCAUGCCGUUAGGUUCUGCCUUAAAACCUAUCUUGUUUUGCAUCGUAUAAAAUUAUUCAAGACAAAGCCUUAUCAAACAAAUGCAGUUUUAAAAGUUCAUGAUGAGAAAUAAAAUAGCAAAUGUCACAUUGCACUAGGUAAUGGCAUUAAAAGUUUAUAAGUGUAGUUUACAAUAUUGUAUGGGAUAUAUAUUUGUGAUUUGUAAAGUCACUUUUACUGCUUUAACUGUGGGAGCAUGUUUCCAUAUUGAUUCCCGUAUGUGACGCUAAAAUUAUCCUAGCACUCUGAUUUAAAGUAUGUACCUCUGAACGCCUAUAGUAGCCUACUGGACUAAUACAAAAAUAUAACUAGUCACGUAACAGAAAACCAGGAGUAGCUGGGUAUAGAACACUAGCACAAAAAGGAGGAAACAAACACUUUGCACAUUAUGCAAAACUGCCGUGAUCAAAGAGCCAAGGAUUAAAAUGCCUCUUAUCAGGGCAUAGUCUGUAACGAGGACCAGUUAGAAUUCCUCCAAAGGGAGAGGAGGAAAAAAAGAAAACAACAGGUGGCUUUUCAGGUUUAACGUUACGUGCUAAGCAGUGCUGGCCAUCUGAUAACCAAGUGCCAGCACUGACCAGCAGGCAGGGCGGACUGCGAUCGUGAUAAAAACCACAAGCAUUCAUUGCCAGCGAAUGGAACACGUGAGAGGAAGCUACAGCAGCAUGCAUUCGGAGUGCAGUUUCCCCAUCCCUAUGUUUGUCUCGUUCUUCAUUCCAACAUGUAUAAGGCAUCCUGGGCUGAAACACCUGCUGGGCGCCAUUCCCCGUUGGCUUCUUACGACGGAAAACUCCACAUGCCAUUUCAUUUUGGUACGCAGCCCGUCCAAACCCUAGUGCGAUAUUAUUACGUAAGUGUCUAUUUUUUCAGUUUCGUUUCGAAGUAUUUAUAUGGGCAACAUUACUGCUGGCUUGAAGGAACCAUCCAAUAUCGUAGGAGAGAGUUUAAUAUUUGGGGGAGGGUGUCCCCCCCUGGUUUCUAUGCCCCGGGAAUCCUACAAAUCAUUUUGCAGACCACGGUCUAAUGAAAAUUAAAGAAUUAAAGAUGAAGGAUAUUACAGCUUUCCCAAUUCUCAGUGAACUGAUCAGACCACAGUCACUGCAAUUCUCUAUGCUCCUUUCGUUUGGCGAAGGAUUAACGUUGGGCAAGAGAAAACACUGCCUAGAAGGGUAUACUAGGGACCCAAACCUCAUCUAUCAUCUUUAAUUAAAACAGUUAGUAAACAAAGCAUAACAUGGAUAGUGAUACAGAAACAGGCUGAUACAAAAUGUGAAAAGGUGUAUUUUUCAAUACAGAAUUUCAAAUCACAGCAGCUAUGGGAAAUAUUUUGUACAUUUAGCAUGUAUUAUGCCCCAGAUAACAUGACUGAACUAUUUCUUGUGUCGUGGUUUAAAUAAAACAUCAACGGGC
Molecule: messenger RNA, 2943 nt
Organism: Brienomyrus brachyistius
Lineage: Eukaryota; Metazoa; Chordata; Actinopteri; Osteoglossiformes; Mormyridae
Gene: vsnl1a
Product: visinin-like 1a
Exons: 4
Coding region: 339-914 (191 amino acids)
Molecular function (GO): calcium ion binding
Source: RefSeq, a predicted model, not a curated record